Paramormyrops kingsleyae is the source of this 3904-nucleotide messenger RNA. Its product is annotated as serine/threonine-protein kinase Sgk1-like. Lineage: Eukaryota; Metazoa; Chordata; Actinopteri; Osteoglossiformes; Mormyridae. Gene Ontology annotation, biological process: protein phosphorylation. The record is from RefSeq and is a predicted model, not a curated record. Gene Ontology annotation, molecular function: ATP binding; protein serine/threonine kinase activity.
AAUAGGUGCGCUCGGCGGCUUUGCUGAAUGUAGUGGGCGCUGAAAGCAGAUUUCCCCACAGUUUUAAAUGCGCUUCGGAGUAUCUGCAACGUUUUGCCAGUUUCGUCGUCUACUCUGAAAAUUAUAUGAUGGCUUUUACUGAAGCAAGAUGCGACUUUACAUAUUCAAAAAUGAGAAGGAUUGUAUCAGUUCUUGCCGGUUUCAUCAAGGAGCGAAAACUUGGUUGGAACGAAUUAAUUCAGAAGCUAAUUUUGACUUCCGGUUUAUAUCCGCGGUCUUACUUCAGAACGUACCUAAAGAUUGACGGGAACCAUAAUGAGGAGGCUGAAGGAGGAUUCAAAGCAAAUUCGCCGUCCCUGGCUGAGGACAGCCAAGUCAGACCUUGUGACUUUGACUACCUCAGGGUCAUUGGCAAAGGAAGCUUCGGCAAUGUUCUCCUGGCCAGACACAAAGAAACUUCCCAGUAUUAUGCUGUGAAGGUCCUUCAGAAGAGGAUUGUACUGAAGAAGAAAGAGCAAAAGCAUAUCAUGGCCGAGCGCAGUGUUCUCCUGAAGAACCUACGGCACCCCUUCCUGGUGGGCCUGCACUACUCCUUCCAGACUUCUGACAGGCUCUACUUUGUGCUGGACUAUGCCAAUGGUGGAGAGCUAUUUUGCCACCUCCAGCGCGAGCGGGUGUUCCUGGAACCACGUGCCCGGUUUUAUGCAGCAGAGAUAGCUGGUGCAUUAGGCUAUCUGCACAGCAUACACAUCAUAUACAGGGACCUGAAGCCAGAGAACAUCCUGCUGGACUCGCAGGGUCACAUCAUGCUGACGGACUUCGGCCUUUGCAAGGAAAGUCUGGGGCACGAUGAUAUCACCUUCACAUUUUGUGGGACCCCAGAAUACCUGGCCCCUGAGGUGCUGCAGAAGCAGGCGUAUGACCGCACAGUGGACUGGUGGUGCCUGGGGGCUGUUCUGUAUGAGAUGCUGUACGGCCUGCCUCCGUUUUACAGUAGCAAUACAGAUGAAAUGUACAAUAACAUUCUGAACAAGGACCCAGUGCUCAAGCCCAAUGUGUCUAAUGCUGGUCGGGCGUUGCUGGAGGCUCUGCUGCAUAAAGACCGAACUCAGAGAAUGGGGGCACGCAGUGACUUUAUGGAGGUCAGGAGCCACGCCUUCUUCUCGCCCAUCAACUGGGAUGACUUGAUGGCCAAGAAGACCCCGCCUCCUUUUGUCCCUCCUCUGGCUGGGCCUACUGAUUUGAGGCAUUUUGACCCAGAAUUCACCCCCCUCCCAGUGCCUGGUUCCCUGUGCAACCCUGACAGCAGCACAGUGACCAGCAGCAUGCAGGAGGCGGCUGCUGCGUUUCCCGGUUUCUCAUACGGACCUUCAGUUGACCAGGCCUUAGAUUAGGGGGGACCUACCUCCUUCCCAAUCUGCUGGGUGGUGUGGUCGGCGGCAUUUUCAUCUCUAAUCGGCAACACGUUUGAAGUGCAACCUCUCUGAUGUGUUUGUGGUCAGUGGACCAGGAAUGUGUGAACACAGAGGAUGUGAGAAUUGCAGAGCCAGAGCACAAGCUCGUGUACAUCACUGUAAGUACCCUCACCCAGGGUAAACCCAUUCACACAACCUAUUUUUGAUUACAAAUUUAUUUUGUGAAUUUAUAUUGUAAAAUAUAUGUUAUAUAAAAUGUCAUGUAAACACAUUGCUAAUGCACUCCGUAGAAGUUUAGAAAUUUUGGACACAUUUCAUUUAUUACACACAGUAAAGUGGGCAUGGCCAAUUUUUAAACUGCACAAGCCAAUGGUAACACAGAAAAUACUUUCUCCAUAAUCUAGACUACAAUGAUGUUCUCCUCUCCAUGUCACAUCCUGUAUGUCACAUCCUCCCUUUUGAGUUGCAUUUGGUGCAGCUUGAGUGUCUGUCUUUACCAGAGUUUCAGCAAGCUUGGCUGCAUUAAAUGUGUUCACACAAUGAAAUGCUUGACUAAUAUUCUGAUUAUCUAUGAACUAUGGACCAACCGUAUUUUGUGUGUGUGUAUAUGUAUCAGGGUUGUGUUAUUCAAGUCCAGGAUUCGAGUCCAACUUAAGUUGCAUUUUUGCAUGACUUGGACUUGGACUUGAGACAAAUGUGACUCGGACUUGCACUUGGACUCAGUAGUUUCAUGACUUGGACUCAGUUGCUUGUAACACUGUGAUUUGUAAUUACAAAAAGACAUCUAAACCUUGCAAUAUACAUUAAUAGUUCAUUUUAAAACAUGAAAAGCUGCUAUCCUACUAAAUGUGUCUACCAGUGCUUAUUAGAGGUAUGGUGAAAAAUUCAAGUACAAAUCGUGAUUCUUCACGGCGGCAAGUAUUAGAUUCCCGUGAGAGAAAUAUUUUUAAGUAUCACAUGAAACGUAGGUUAUUGUAAUUAUGCUGUUCACAUACUAUUAAUAUAUUUGCCCAGUUGCACACUGCCUGGUCUUAAGUGACUGACACAGUACUAUCAUCAAUGAGCAGGCAUGUGCAGAGACUUCAGUUUGGGCAGAUUUUGGAUUAUGUAAUGUAAACAGACACCUAGGCAUGAGUAUGGCUGUCUGCUAGGCUUCAUGGUUUGGUGCAAUUUCAGUACAGCAGGAAAAUGGAGGGGGGGCACUCUCAGCACGCCUACUUCCAGAGUUACUUAUAGACCUGCCAAACAAAUAUUGGUAUAUCAUAUUAUAGGGGGGUCUCCUACCAUUAAUACUUAUGCAUGAAAUGGUUCAUAUGUCUGCUUCCCAACCCACCGCCGAAAGUUAUAGAUGUUGUUGUGCCACCACAGUACUGAAUACUAAGUUGUAUGUAGUACUGAUACAAAUAGUUCUUUGCUAGGUAUCAUAUUUCUGAUUAACACUAUAUGAAUACUAAAAUCUAAAUUUAAUGUACAAAAUGUUUUAAUAAAACCAGUACACUCCUGUUUUGUACAUUACAUAUGUCUGUGUUUGUGCAUUUCUGUAUAAUGACUAUGUAUAAUGUAACACAGUUUUGUAUAUAAUGACUCAGACUUGGACUCAGCCACUUCUGACUUACGGUGACAUUACUACAACCCUGAUAUAAACACACACAUACUACUGUAUAGUACUGUAAAUUUGGUGAUUAAUUUUUUCCUGAAGGAGAAUUGACAAGAGAUCAAGCAAUAACAUAACUCGAAUGAAGCUAAGUGAUUGAGGUCAAAUCCAUAAUAACUGUCUUCUGCGCGCUUUGAUCUGGAAAUGACAAGAAGCCUUGGAUGCAUUUGGAUGCUUUUGUCCAAACUGACAGAAAUGUGACGGUCGGUCAGCAUCCAUGGAACAGUUGUGGUUAAAAGCUUUGUUCAGGGGCCCAGUGGUGAUGUUUCUCUGCCGGCCACAGAAUCUGAACCAGCGACCUUCUCACAGCCAGAACACUAUAACUCACAGAGGCAUCCAGGGCCCCCGCUUGUGAAAUGAUGCUUUCUGUUUGUUCGACGGAUUCUUUUCUCUGGUGGUCACUCAGAACAAUAAUACUGUGCUGUCUGGUUGUUUAAACCAAUGAGUUUGUGCUGUUUUUUCGGUCUGUGUUCAUUUUCAAAGUCUGGUUGUUCAAACCAGUGGCACUCUGGGCUGUUUUCUUCAGUCUGUUUGAAUUGUGUUUUUAAAUCUUCAUCCAAUGGGACUCAUUUCAGUGGGACAUGUAUUUUUUCAAUGUGGCUUUUCAAAGCCUCAAGAUACCUCUUGGUUUAUUUUUUAGCUCGAUUCCUGUCUAGUAGGUAAAAAAAAACUCGUGCCAUAAGCUCAGGUUGAGGAAAAGCCUUGAUAGUGAAAUAUAUGGAGAUGUUUCAGUCUGCUUUUAUAUUUUUAUCGUGUCAACUAACACAUUAAAUUUGUUAUUAUAAAUGCUGCUUUUAAGGCAAUUACUAAGAACAAUAAAAUUAUAAAAUACUGA